Drosophila serrata is the source of this 2473-nucleotide messenger RNA. RefSeq names its product venom dipeptidyl peptidase 4. Gene Ontology annotation, biological process: proteolysis. The record is from RefSeq and is a predicted model, not a curated record. Lineage: Eukaryota; Metazoa; Arthropoda; Insecta; Diptera; Drosophilidae. Gene Ontology annotation, molecular function: dipeptidyl-peptidase activity; serine-type peptidase activity. Gene Ontology annotation, cellular component: plasma membrane.
UCUGUGUGUUUCGUUCCGGAUCUCGUUUCGCGGUGUGACAAGUGUGAAAAUUAGGGAAAUUAGCUACGGACAGAAAAUGCGGGAUAAAUCUUUGGUGACUGCCUCGGGGCUCAGCCUCUGCCUCAGCCUCUGCCUGUGCCUCUGCCUGGGGCCGCGCAUCUCGCUGGCAGCGGCCGUUGGACGGGCGGACAGCAGCGACAGCAAAACGGCGUGGGAGCUAACGGAGGCGCUAUCCGGCACAUCGGGGCUACGCGGUUUCAAUGGCACCUGGAUAACAGAUGAGGAAUUCUAUUAUACAACCUCCGAUAGAACCAUUCACAAAUUUAAUGCUGCCACAAAGACGGAUUCAAUCUUCCUCGGCUCAUCCUUCCUGAAUAACUAUGCGGGAGCCACCUUUGUGCUUUCGGCAGACAACACCAAGAUCCUGAUCCGUCACAAUCUCACGGAGAAGUUCCGUCACUCGUAUAUAGCUCAGUAUGAUGUGUACGAUAUCGAUACCAACACUACCAUUCAGAUCCACAAAGGAGAGAAGCUACAGUACUGUGGAUGGUCACUGCGGGAUCGCCUGGCCUAUGUUUACCUGAACAACGUUUACAUCCACUUCAGUGAGAAUCUGGAGAUCAAGGUCACGGAGGACGGUGUGGAUGGUGUGGUGUACAAUGGAGUUCCCGAUUGGGUCUACGAGGAGGAGGUACUGAGCAGUGGAAGCGCUCUUUGGUGGUCACCGGAUGGCACCAAAUUGGCCGUGGGCUUUUUCGAUGACACCGAUGUGGAGACCUUCAAUUACUUCAUGUACGGUGAUGGGGAUAACACCAACUAUCAGUAUCCCCACGAGGAGCACCUCAAGUAUCCCAAAUCGGGUACCAAGAAUCCUUUGGUCAGUCUGCGUGUGUAUGAUGUCACCAACAAUGAUCCCACCAUGCAACGAAUUGUGGCACCCGCAGAUUUUGUUGGCAGUGAUCACAUCCUCCAGAAUGUGGUGUGGUCCAAUGAGACACAUCUGCUUAUUACCUGGAUGAACAGGAGGCAGAACCUCUCCUCCAUUCAGAGCUGCAGUUAUGAAGGCGUCUGUGCGGAGGUUAAGCGGUUGGAGGAACCAUCUGGCUGGGUGGACAUUAGCACACCCAAGUGCCUCAGCACAGGCACGAGCUGCAUAUUCUCCUACUUCAUUGACAACUGGCAGCAGGUGUGGAAUCUUAACCUGGAGACGGGCAUCAACAGCUGGCAAUCGCGUGGUAAUUUCACAGUCUUAAAUGUUUAUGGAUACGAUGAAGCCAGGGAUAAACUGUACUACCAGGCCACCCAGGCUAAUGAUCCCUCGGCGUACCAUGUGUACAGAAACAACGAUUGCCUUAGCUGUGGCCUCAUCGAUGUGGAGGGAGUUGCCUGCAAAUCAGCCAGUGCCACCUUUAGCAAAGGUUUCUCCUACUACACACUCUCCUGCAAUGGACCCAAUCCCACUUAUGUGGGCAUCUAUGAGGCCACCGGGAAUACACGUCUGGUGGACUGGGAACCCAACACGGAGUAUCGCGCCAAGAUAGCCCAGAAACUGCGUCCCACCUAUCACUUCCUUAAUGUCACCUUGGCCGAUGGUACCAUCGGUUUCGCCAAGCUCGCCCUGCCUCCCAAUUUCGAUGCCACCAAGAAGUAUCCAUUGAUUGUGGUGGUCUACCAGGGACCCAAUUCGGUGCGAGUUACCAAUGGAUUCACUUUGGGCUACGAGGCCUUCCUCACCACCUCCCGGAACACAAUCUACGCUUAUAUUGAUGGAAGAGGAACGGGUAACAAGGGCAAGGAUCUGCUUUUCUCAGUGAACAAUGAUCUGGGUGAUCAUGAGGUGGAGGAUCAGUUGUUUGUCACCCGCUGGAUGCAGCAGAAUCUCGCCUAUGUGGAUGAGGAUCGUUGUGCCAUCUGGGGUUGGAGUUAUGGUGGUUAUAUGACGGCCAAGACCAUUGAGAAGGAUGAUAAUAGGGUAUUCCAGUGUGGUGUUUCAGUGGCCCCUGUUACCUCUUGGCUGUAUUAUGAUACAAUUUACACUGAACGCUAUAUGGGUCUGCCCACCGACGCUGAUAACUUGAAGAAAUAUAAUGAGAGCAGUGUCUUUCUGAACUUGGAAAACUUUAGAUCGCAUGAUUUCCUGUUGAUUCAUGGUUCAGGUGAUGAUAAUGUUCACUAUCAGCAUUCCCUGCUAUUGGCCAAACUGCUGCAAAUGGCGGAUAUACAGUUCGAAGAGCAGACCUACACCGAUGAGAACCAUGGCAUUGGCAAUGCUCUGCCCCAUUUGUAUCACACCAUUGAUGCCUUCUGGAUGAACUGCCUUAACCUGGAGGUGCCCGAAGGCUCCGAAUAGGUCCUUUCUAGUCACAUUUGAGUAUUUGGAAAUCCUUGUUUUGUACUUUUUGUAUCUACAUAUAUCUUUUUAAACCUGAUUGUGUUGAAUGUAAAUUAAACAUCUGUAAAUAUUUUAUUUGAA